This is a messenger RNA of Engraulis encrasicolus (European anchovy), 11853 nucleotides long. Its product is annotated as death-inducer obliterator 1. Gene Ontology annotation, biological process: apoptotic signaling pathway; DNA-templated transcription. The coding region runs from base 94 to 11199 and encodes 3701 amino acids. NCBI's taxonomy places the organism in Eukaryota, Metazoa, Chordata, Actinopteri, Clupeiformes, Engraulidae. The transcript is spliced from 17 exons. The record is from RefSeq and is a predicted model, not a curated record.
CUGAGUGGACAAACAACAUGGAAGGCCGCUAUCUUGCGUAGCUGUCUGCAUUCAGCCAGUACAAACAAUAAAUUAGUCUUGUCUGAGCUGAAGAUGGAGGAUAGCGAGGAAGGCUCAAGCGGCGUGCCCACCAAGACCUGGGGGUUCCGGCGGACCACCAUCGCCCGUCGAGAGUUCCUGGAGGAGGUUGGAGAGCUCGGCGAAGAUGGCAAGCCGGUGCCAACGCGACAUGCCACACGGCAAUCGAGAGGCAGAGGGGCUGCUGCUGCGGCAGCUGCAGGGGCGUCACCCAGGCAGCCCGCUCCCCAGAGAACCCCUACAACCACGCGCAGAGGGAGGGGCAGGGGAAGGGGUAGGGGAAGGAAGAGCUCCCCUGGUACACUCCUGUCGCCUUCUGUCGGUGCUGAGACUACACCUGCAGUAGACUUGCAGCCAACGGAGGAGCCUCAGGAGGACGCCGGGACCCAUCCUUUCAGCGACAGCACAGAAGACAGCGACGAGAUGACUCUCAAACAAUACGCAGAGAAGCUGAAACGCAAGCAACAGGAGCAGGCAAACGGCAGUGGUGCCAGCACGGCUGAGCCUGAUACAAACUUGAACACUAACAAUGUUAUGAUAGAGAUAUUAGACACAGAGACUUCUACGGAGGACGAGGAAGUGGCGGUGAGGAAGACAGGUAAGCCGAGGCCCUUCAGGGCUUUCAGGUUCCCCGAAACGGAGGACGAGGAGUCGGCUGCGAGCGAGGACACAGACCCAGAUGCUGUGUAUUGUCUCUGUCGACAGAAACAUAACAAAAGGUUCAUGAUCUGCUGUGACCGCUGUCAGGAGUGGUUCCAUGGUGACUGUGUGGGCAUCUCCGAGCAGCGCGGAAGCCUCAUGGAGAAGAACAAGGAGGAGUACGUCUGCCCCAAUUGUAGCCCCUGCGCCAGCCCAGUUCCCCUUAUGUCUUGGCAGGCUAGCCGCCCCUCCUUGCAGAUGAGGCUUGUGUCACCUUCUCCUGACGCCGGUUGUUCCAGCGGAGAUUACGGCAUCAAGGGGAAGAUAAAAAAAUCUAGCAGCGAAGGACAAAAGAUUCAAAUUUUUCAUUCGGUGGCGAGAAAUGUUGUUGUGAAGCAAGAGCAGACUCUCCCAAACUGCAUUGGGCCGGGCUGCACCAAGAGUGCUCUGCCGGACUCUGUGUACUGUGGCCAUGACUGCAUCCUGAAGCAUGCGGCGGUAGCCAUGAAGUCUAUGUCUGGUCCCAAAGGGCCGAAGCUACAGCCUCCACCUGAGGCCAAACGGCCAACUACGCCCCAACCAGAGCCUCCGCCGGAGCCUAAACCAGCACCGGAGCCUACACCAGCACCAAAACCUGCACCAAAACUACUUGCUAAACCUACCAUUCUCUCGGCCCUUAAGGCCCAGAUGAAGCCCCUUCUUGGGAAGGUGAACCGGAAGAAGCCACCAGCACCGCCUGUGGAGGUGGAGGAGAGUAGCACAGCCAGCAGUGAUGCGCAUAAGAAGGAGGAGGCGCCUGCGCUGCCCAGCCCACAAACGGAGGCAGUGAGGGCACAGCAGACCACUGCGAUAGCCCCCUCAGUGUUUUACAAGUCUAAUAAAGAAACAACACAGACUGUAGUAGUCAGUGAAACAAAAACUGAUGACCCUGGGAAAUCAGAGCCACCUGUGGAGGUCACUACAGUUCCUCAACAACAACCUGCACCCUCACCAGAAACCAGGACCAUACAAACAGAUUUCAAUCUGCUGCCUCUGAAAGCUCCAGUCCAGCCGGCUUCGCAAGCAACAUCAACUGCCCCCAUACUCUCAGUUUCAGACGCACCCAUCACAAGUGGCAUAGAGUUUCCAUUACUCCCCAAACCAUCAGAGAAGCGACCACAACCACAAGAACAGAUGCCCGCCUCCCCGUCCCUCCCGUCGCCUCCUGCUUCUGCGGUCUCUGCUUCGGUUCUGUCCCCUGUACCUCCACAGCCCUCUGUGCCCUCCCCAAAGCCCAAGCCCAGCAUCCAGAUCAGGAUGAACGUCCGCCGCUCCCUCACUGACACCCUGUGGAAAAGGGUAAAUGACAGUGAUUACAUAUCGCUUUCGGAAAAGGAAGUUGGGAACAUAGCCCUGAACAUAGAGAAGGCCAUAUACAACAUGUUCCUAUCGACCGACAAUAGGUACAAGAAUAAGUACAGGCUGAUCCUCUUCAACCUGAAAGACCCUGUAAACAAGUUCCUGUUUGAUCAGGUGAUGAGCGGAGAGAUUUCGGCAUCCAAGUUAACCACACUAAGUCAGGAGGAAUUACAGGGCAAACCACCAACAUCACCAUCAUCACCACCAAACAUCAUUGAAUCUACUCAGGUAAUUUCUGAGGUGGUGGACAUAAAACAGGAUAUAAAAGAGCCAUCCCCAAACAUCAGUGAAACUACUCGGAGCAUUCCUGAAGUGGUGAAUGUCAAACAAGAGCGGAAGGCAGAACCAGCCCCUCGUAAGGCAGCUGAUAAGAUGGCAGCUUCAUCUGGGGUUAAAGUGUCCAAGUCAGAGGUCUCACCAGCGUCCUCUGGGCCUACUAGCAUUCCGGAGGUGGUCAGAGUCAAGCAAGAAGUAAAAGUUGAGCCACCACCUCGUAGGGCAGCUGAGAAGAUGGCGGCACCAUCUGGUGUUCAGGUGUCCAAGGCAGAGAGCUCACCGGCUCCCCCUGUGCCUACUCAAAAUACUAGGACGAAGCAAAAUCUUCCUAACAAACCGAAUCAACAGUUGCCCAGAGUACAACCAGCUCGAUCCAGUAUUGCGGUUGACAUCAUCAGCAACAUGCUGAAGGAUACCACCUCAGAGCACAAAGCCCAUCUGUUUGAUCUGAAGUGCAGAAUCUGUACAGGCCAGAUAUCGUCUGAGGAUUAUGAUAACGAGCCUGAACUGAAGAGGAUGAAGAAAUCUGAGUCGGAGAGCAAACAGGAGACAGUCCAGCAGACAAAAACGGAGACAUUGCUGAUGAGGAGACCUGUACAGGAGACUUCUCAGAUGACUAGACCUCCACAGGUUAAACAAGAGACGUCUCACAAGUAUCGACCACCAGCACAAACGGUACAGGACACAUCGCACAAAGAGAGACCAUCUGUGACAAAACAGGAGAUGUCUCACAAGGAGAGUCCUCUGCAGACAAAACACGAAUUGUCUGACAAAGAGAGACCUCAGACAACACGGGAAACAUCUCAGAAGGAGACACCUCUGCAGACAAAACAGAAUACUUCUCAGAAGGAGACAACUCCUCAGAUAAACCCAGAGGCAUCUCAGAGGCAGAGGCCUCCUCCCAAGUCAAUCCUGAAAGACCGUCCAUCUAAGACGGGUCGCGUUGCCGAGAAAAGGGCUGCUCCCACCACACCUCGUGUCGAAGCUCCGGUUAUGGAAUCCCCCGCCUCUCCUGUGCCCGAGGACACUCAGGAUGAAGAAGAGAAGGUCUCUGACUUUACCCCCAUCGUGAUACCUGAGGUGUCCAUCGUGUCCAUCACAAGACAGGACCCGCGUACUGCGGGGUACCGGCCUAUUCUUCCACCCAGUGUACGCCAACCAGUGACGCCAUCACCACCCACGACACCCAUAACCAGUGAGCCUAAGGUGGUCAAACCACCCCAGCUGAAGCAACUGCCCUUACCUCCACCACCUCCUAAAUCCAUCCUCAAAACAUCCAAUCCCUCAUCAUCGUCAGUCAGAUUGUACUCCAGCUCCCGCACAACCAGCAGCAUGGCAUCAUCCCAGCCUGCUCCAGACAAAGACACACGUCACUUUCUGCUGAAGCAGGAAACUAUAUGGAAAGGAUUUCUGGACAUGCCAACGGUUGCCAAGUUUGUUACCAAGGGUUACCUCAUCUCUGGAACCUCCAACUACUUGAGAGAGGACAUACCAGACACCAUUCACAUAGUGGGUAGAAUACUGCCCCAAACAGUGUGGGAUUAUAUAGAAAAAGUGAAGACAUCUCCCACUAAAGAUCUGUGUUUGAUCCGCUUUCACCCAGCAACGGACGAGGAGGAAGUGGCAUAUGUGUCCCUUUUUUCAUACUUCAACAGUCGCAGGCGUUUUGGUGUGAUAUCCGAUCGCUGCAAAUUCAUCAAAGACUUCUACCUCAUGCCCCUUGGAGCCAAAGAAUCCAUCCCUUCACUUCUACAACCACUCGAUGGACCAGGAUUUGAACGGAAUCGCCCGAACCUGCUGAUUGGCUUGGCCAUACUUCAGAAACCAAAGCCUCCCGAACCCAAGGCCGAACAAGCCAAUGAAACGAGAUUCAAAACACAGACUACUUCUGAGGCACCCGGUGGUGGCUUUUCCACGCACCCACCCAUGCACGCGAAUCCCAGUGACUGGCUGCCUUAUGACCCAGAGAUGCCCAUCUGCGCGACCCCACCAGGAUCCCCCGACUCCUCCUCCUCAGGCUCAGUGUCAUCUCCGGCUGAUUUAGCCAACACUGUUCUUUCAAUCAUUAAGGCACCCCCUCCUCCUUCUAGCUCAAACACUGUCAGUGACCCCAAAGCUAACCCUGAUGACACCCCCCUGAAAACAAUUCUGAACACACUGUUUGGGAAGAAGGGGGUCCCGUCUGGCAACACAAUUGACAUAGACCAACAGAGCUCCUCCACAGAGAAAAAAUCCUCAGUCCCAGGCCCCCCUGCAAACUCUGCGGUUGACGUGAUCGUUCAAAAGUACGGGAACAUGUCAAAAGUUGAUCAAGUUGAGGAAAGUGUAAUCAGCAAAGACAAUGAUGAUCGACCAUAUGACCCAGAAGAAGAGUAUAAUCCAGAAGUAGAGUAUGGUAUGUUGAAUAAGCCCAGCACUACCCCAGUGAUAUCAGAGCCAGAGGAUCAUGAUGACAGGCCUUAUGACCCUGAGGAGUAUGACCCAGCUGUGGGUUAUAUUCGUGAUAGCCCUCUGAGCCCAGACCCAACACCUGACAAUAAACCUGUAGUAGAAGAACAAAGGAUAGAGAAGGAAGUUGCUUACGAUCCAGAGGACAGUACUUUCUUUGAAGAAAUGCAGGCUGAUCUUGUGGGUGUAUCAGGUGGAGCCAGUGGCACGGUAGUGCUCACAGAUCAACAAAAAAUGCUGCUAGAGUUGAACAAGCAGAUUGAGGAACAGAAACGUCAACUGGAGCAACAGGAGGAGGCUCUGUCUCGGCAAAGAGAAGCUGCAGGCAUAUCCAUGGCUCACUUUUCUGUCUCAGAUGCUUUACUUUCACCGCCAAGAACUUCUUAUCUGUCACAGUGUGAUUUGUUACAACUUGUAGAAAAGCAGAGUACAGAUGCCAAUGCUGCUAGUAAUGAUGACAUUCUGAGUAUUAAUCAGAGUAGGGAUCCGAGGCAAAGGAGAGAUACAAGCCAACAGGAUACAGAGCAUGACAGCAAAAACACACCUUCAGAAACGGCAACGUCAGAAUUGGCAAUGGCAGAAUCGGCAAAUUUAGAGUUGGCAAAGUCAGAGUUGUCAGAGAAGUCCCAAACAAUCGCUGAGAAAGAAACAUCUGAAGAAGGGUCAUUAGCACAUGAUGAAGAUGAGAAAACAAGCAAUGAGCAAAUAAACACAAAAAAGGUAUCACCUGAGAAAACACGUGAAAAAGUGAAGGACGGUAGAAGUCGUGGUAGAGAGCGCAGAAAGUCAGAUACACAUAGAAGAUCAAGAAGUUCCAAAUCAGACACUGACAGGCCCUCUUCACGAGACCGAAGCGCUGAUGCUUCUCGUCAUUCACGUCACAGGUCUCGCCAUGAACAUCGCCGAACAUCUCACAGAGAUACUCUGGAUGUGUCAUCAAGGAAAAGACGGAGUGAAGAUGAUAGACAUGAGGGUAGGCACAUGCAACCCCAUUCAGACAAUGAAAAGCGUCCUCACAGAGAGCGGUUUGAACACAGUCAUCAGAGAACUUUAUUAGGAAAACAUGGCAGAAGGCGGCACCAUAGAUUGCAAAGUUUGAGAGAAAGUCGAGCCCGAUUAGAGAGUGCACGGGACCCUUUUUCUCGUCGCCGUGAAAGGGAGAAAUCUGCCUCAGAUGACCAAUUAAAAGAUCAAGGUCAAUCCACAAAGCCAAUAGGUUCCUCUCCAGGACAGUUCUGUGACCAUGACAGUCCAACACGCUUAGAAACACCUCUUGACUCAAAUCAGUAUGACUCCCCUGACACACUAAUGCAUCAACAAGGACCAAGGGGAUCAUUUGAGCCAUAUCCUGGAGAACCAUUUCAAAGUACAACCCCCAGAGAAUCUCCUCAGCAAUCUGGGCCAUAUAGGCCUCAUCACAGGCCUUUAGAUGAUAGCCGUCACCCCAGAAUGCAUAGAGCUUGUUCACUUGAUUCCCAGAAUAUCCCAGAAAACAAAAAACCUAGAGGGUCCUCUCCAGGAGAUGGCCGCAACUCUGACCGUCAUGACUCCCCUCAUGAGCGAAGGCGUCAAGCAGGGCCUAGAGGUCUACUUGAACAACGCCCUGGACAGCCUUUUGAAAAUACAGCCCCCAGACAAUCUCCUUCAAGGUCUCAAUCUCCACAAGGUCCUCAUCCAAAUCAAUUUGAUCGUAGUCAUCACCCCAGAAUGCCCAGAGCUGGGUCACAUGACUCUCAGAAUAAUCCUGAAGACAAAAAACCAAGAGACUCCAUUCUAGGAGAGUACCGUGACCAUGCUGGUCCACCACGCUUAGAAACACCACUCAACUCAAAGCAGAAAAAUGCCCCUGACACACCAAUACCUCAAACAGGACUUAGAGGUCCAUUUGAACAACACCCCAGGGAACCAUUUCAAAACACAGGUCCAAGACGAUCUCUUCAAACUGGACCACAUGGGUCUCAAGACCGUCCAUUUGAUGGAGGUGGUCACCCCAGGUUACGUAGAGCUGGUUCACAUGAUUCUCAGAAUCAUCUUGAAGACACAAAACCAAGAGACUCCCUUUUAGGAGAGUUCCGUGACCAUGCUGGUGCACCAGCAGCACUCCAGCAAAAUGUCCCUGACACACCGAUGCAUCAAGCAUUACUUAAGGGGCCAAUUGAACAACAUCCCAGGCAGCCUUUUGAAAACACAGGCCCCAGACGAUCUCCUUCAAGAUCAGGACCACACGGUCCUCAUCAAAAUCAAUUUGACGGCAGCCGUCACCUUAGAAUGCCUAGAGCUGGUUCACAUGAUUCUCAGAAUAAUCCUGAAGACACAAAACGACGAGACUCCCUUCUACGAGAGUUUCAUGACCAUGAUGGGCCACCAUGUGAAACACCACUCCAAUCAAACCAGCGUGACUCCCCUCACGAACCAAUGCAUGAAAAAGGACGUAGAGGUCCUUUUCAGCAACAUCCUGGAAAUCCUUUUGAACAUACAGACCCCAGGCGAUCUCCUCCACGAUUUGGGCCACAAGGUCCUCAUCACAGGCCAUUUGAUGGAGACUGUCACCCCAGAAUGCGUAGAGCAGGUUCACAUGAUUCACAAAAUAAUCCUGAAAACAGAAACCCAAGAGGCCCUCCUCAAGGAGAGUUCCAUGACUAUGACUGUGACCGUCCACCACACUUCGAAACACCAUUUCACUUAAAUCAGCAUGACUCCCCUCACGAGCCAAUGGGUCAACCAGGACCUAGAGGUCCUUUUUUACAGCAUCCUGGACGGCAGGCUUUUGAAAACACAGGCUCCAGGCGAUCUCCUUCAAGAUUUGGUCCACAAGGUCCUCAUCACAGACCGUUUGAUAGUGACCACCACAGAAUGCAUACAGAUGGUUCACAUGUUUCACAUAAUAAUCCUGAAAACACAAACCCAAGAGGCCGUCCACAAGGAGAGUUCCAUGGUCAUGAUAAUGACCGUCCUCCACACUUCGAACCCCCAUUUCACUCAAGCCAGGAUGAAUCCUCUCACCAGCCAAUGCGUCGUCCAGGACCUAGAGGUCCUUUUGAGCAGCAUCCUGGAGACUGUCAUCCCGGAUUACGUAGAGAUGGUUCACAUGAUUCACAGAGUAAUCCUGAAAACUCUAACCCAAGAGGCCGUCCACAAGGAGAGUUCCAUGGUCACGACAAUGACUGUCCCCCACACUUCGAACCCGCAUUUCACUCAAACCAGGAUGAAUCCCCUCACCAGCCAAUACGUCGACCAGGCCCUAGAGGUCCUUUUGAGCAGCAUCCAGGAGACUGUCAUCCCGGAUUACGUAGAGAUGGUCCACAUGAUUCACAGAAUCAUCCUGAAAACACAAACCCAAGAGGUCGUCCACAAGGACCAGGACCUAGAGGUCCUUUUGAGCAGCACCCUGGGGAAUCUUUUGAAAACAUAGGACCCAGACGAUCGCCUCCAAGAUUUGGAUCACAAGGUCCUCAUCAGAAGCCAUUUGAUGGAGACUGUCAGCCCAGAAUGCUUCGAGCCGGUUCACAUGAUUCACCUAGUAAUCCUGAAAACGCAAAACCAAGAGGCCCCCCCCAAGGAACUUUCAAUGACUGUGACUUUCCACCACAUUUCGAACCACCAUUUCACUCAAACCAGCAGGACUCCCCUCAUGAGCCAAUGCGUCAACGAGGGCGUGGAGGUCCUUUUGGACCACAAGGUCCUCGUCACAGGCCAUUUGAUGGAGGCUGUCAUCCCAGAAUGCGUAGAGCCGGUUCUCAUGAUUCCCAGAAUAUUUCUGAAAACACAAUACCAAGAGGCCCUCCUCAAGAAGACUUCCACAAUAAUGAUUGUCCACCACACUUUGAAACACCAUUUCAUUCAAAUCAGCAUCAACCAAUGCAUCAACAAGGCCCUAGAGGUCCCUUUGAGCAACAUCCUGGAGAACCUUUUGAAAAAACCGGCCGCACAGGAUCUCCUCCACGGUCUGGGCCACGAGGGCGUGGAGGUCCUUUUGGACCACAAGGUCCUCGUCACAGGCCAUUUGAUGGAGGCUGUCACCCCAGAAUGCGCAGGGGUGGUUCACAUGAUUCCCAGAAUAAUUUUGAAAACGAUAAUCCAAGAGGCCCCCCUUCAGGAGAGUGUCGUGAUUUUGACUGUCCACCACACUUUGAAACAACAUUUAACUCAAACCAGCAUGCACCAAUGCAUCGACCGGGACUUAGAGGUCCCUUUGAGCAACAUCCCGGAGAACCUUUCGAAAACACAGGCCGCACAGGAUCUCCUCCACGGUCUGGGCCACGAGGGCGUGGAGGUCCUUUUGCACCACAAGGUCCUCGUCACAGGCCAUUUGAUGGAGGCUGUCACCCCAGAAUGCAUAGAGGUGGUUCGCAUGAUUCACAGAAUAAUCCUGAAAACACAAACUCAAGAGCCCCCCCUCCAGCAGACUUAUGUGACCAAAACCAUCGACCGGGACCUAGAGGUCCUUUUGAGCAACAUCACGGAGAAACUUUCGAAAACACAGGCUGCACAGGAUCUCCUCCACGGUCUGGGCCACGAGGGCGUGGAGGUCCUUUUGGACCACAAGGUCCUCGUCACAGGCCAUUCGAUGGAGACUGCCAUCCCAGAAUGCUUCGAGCUGGUUCACAUGAUUCACAGAAUAAUAAUGAAAAUAUAAAUCGAGGUGGUCCCCCUCCAAGAGAGUUCCGUGACCAUGACUGUCCACCUCGUUUCGAAACACCAUUUCACUCAAACCAGCAAGAGUCUCCUCGUGGGCCGAUCCAUCAACCAGGACCUAGAGGAGCUUUUGAGCAACAUCCAAGAGAACAAACUUUUGAAAAUGCAGGACCAAGACGAUCUCCUCCGCGUUCUGGACCACAAGGGCCUCAUCACAAGCUGUUUGAUGGAAGUACUCGCCCUGGAAUGCUUGGGCCUGGCUCACACGACUCUGAGAAUAACUAUGGUGAACCUGCUCCCCUACACGCACACAGGGGUAAUCGAGGUGGCUUUUCUAGUCGUGGCUCCCAUACAGGGCACUCUGAAGUACAGGAUAGAGAUUUCGAAAGGGGCAUGCAGAGACCACAUUUCCAUCAUUCAAACAGAUUUGAUGAACCGAGGGGAGGUAGUCCUGCAGAGGACAGGAGAGGGCCUGAUAUCUGCCGACCAGGUCCCAAGGAGGGUUUCAGAGGCAGGCAGAUGGUGGAAAACCGGAGAGGCUCCAUUCCUGAUGCCCCAGAUAUGCCCAUGAAUACAAGAGCUCCCUUGCAUCCUUUUCCAACAUCAGCAUCACCUCAACACCAGCAAGCUGCAAAAGACCAAAGCCCUUCACGUGUUGAUCAGCAUAACAAGGAAAGUCAUGCUCCAGGAGCGGUUGCAGAUCGCAAAGAUAAUCUCCCGAAGACAGUCUCACCUCAGCGCAAAGAUUCUUUAAUAGAACAAAGCCCUCAGCGUAGCAAGGGAGGUCAUGGCCCAGGACAAUUGGCAGAACACAAAGACGAUGUUCAGACAUCAGUCUCACAUCAGCAUGGACAAGCUAUAAAAGAACAUAACUCUCCACUUGUUGGUCUGCCAAACAAAGGAGGUCAUGGUCCAGGGCAGGUUGCAGAAUGCAAAGAUGAUUUACCAACAUCAGUCUCAACCCAGCGCCAACAACAGCCUUCAAAACAAUUAAGUCCUCCAUCUAGCAGCAGCGGUAAUGCACCAGGUCAGUCUGCAGAAAGCAAAGACCAGACAAGCGUGAGUGUUAACAAACGAGAUACUGUGCCGGAUUCACCGCGGACACCACGGCGCCACACUGCGGGUCUGCUGCCUACUCCCCCAGGGGGUCCUUUUGGCUUUAAGCCAUUGUUGCCGCAACCUCAUCCAAACCAACUACAGCCUCGGCCCCUACAGAACUCACCUGGGCAAAGAAGGGGCAGUGUUGAAAAAGCCAAUUUUGGUCCAGGUAGAGUCAGAAUGAAUGAAGGCCAGCUUGAGGAAGGUUGCCCACCAAAUCAGAGAAAAAAUGAGGAGCCUUUACCUCUUCUCCCACAGGAAUUUCCCAGAGAGCAGGGAGAGGAAGGGCGGAUGUCUGAUGGUGGCUUCCCCAGAGGUAGAGGGAGGCCGUGCCCCAGGGAGCAGGGCUGGAAAAGGGGUCACUCGAGAGGGAGAGGUGGUGGCCAAAGUAGUGGAGGAGACAGUGGACAGAGUGAGGGUGAAACAAGGGGGCCACAACAUGGACGGGAUCCAGGUUUUGACCCAAGAGAUGCAAAAAGACCAAGAAUGGGAAACGGAGACCCUGAUGGAGAUGUUCAAUGCAGUGGCCCAGAGGGCAGUAACCGUGGUUUUCGUGGAAGGUCAAGGGGCAGGAGGCCAAUGGGUGGAGGAUUUAGGGGCUUUGGUAGAGGACGCAGGGGCAGAUAAAGCAAAGGGGAAAGAUCUUGGAGAAAGAUGUAUUAAAAAGAAUAAAUCAUGGGAGACACAAAGUUAGAACACUUGAUUUAUUUGAUUUAGUGCUAUUUGAUUUAGCCUAUCAGUUAAUGCAAGUGAAUGCAUUAUGUACAUAUUUCAUAACAUUUUGUUCUGUAAAGUUUGAUACUGUGUUGACAGCUCCCAGUACUGUAAUAACUGCAUUUGAGGACAUUUACAAUACCAAAUAAUUGUGCACGGAAAUUACAUCUGGCUAUUGCAUACAGAAUGCCAUUAUGUAAUGCACACAUCUGUCAUUUACAUCUGUUGUUAACUUCUUUCUGUACAAUGUCAAAAUUUUAAACUACAAAUUACAAGAAGCUGUUGAUGUUUUAUUUUGAGUUUCUUAGAGGAGCGUUAUGAACCAUAAUGGUUUAAUUUGGUUAAAUGUUAUUUUUUUUCAUGUGUGUUUUGUUAGAACUGAUUGAUACAUGUUUUUAGUGAGGAGUCACAGCGUUAACUGUGUUUGACUUUAAACUUGAGUCUUCAGUUGUGUCCUCGGUGAUGAGGAAAUAAAACAAUAGCGUUUCUGAUGUAACCUUUGACAGUCUUUUUUAUCCACCUUUAAAAAAAAAUCACUGAAGGGUAAAUAAAACUAUAUUAUGUAUA